Messenger RNA from Punica granatum (pomegranate), 2351 nucleotides. NCBI's taxonomy places the organism in Eukaryota, Viridiplantae, Streptophyta, Magnoliopsida, Myrtales, Lythraceae. The record is from RefSeq and is a predicted model, not a curated record.
UUUCCCCACUCUCUCCCCCCCGGCUCUCUCUCUCUUCUCCCUCUCGAUCUGAGACUCUGAGUGACUCUCUCUGGGUCUCUCUCUCUCUCUCCCGCCAUUAUCAAAGACCUUGAGAAAGAGUCAACUCCGCCGUCAUCCCCCGGCCCACAUGUAAUCCCAAUCAAAUGCAACCGUACCCCCGCCUCUCCACCGGAGCCGCCACCACCUCCUCCCCUUCUCACUCUCCCCCUUCCUCCCCUCUCCGCCACCACCACCACCACCCCAACCACCUCUCCCCCCGCCACCGCCGCUCCAAGGCCCGCCCCGCCCCUCCUCAGCCCUUCCCCCACCGCCUCUCCUGGCUCCUUCUCUCCCUUCUCCUCCGCCGCCAGGGCGUCUUCCUCUUCGCCCCUCUCCUCUACAUCUCCGGCAUGCUCCUCUACAUGGGCUCCGUCAAGUUCGACGUCGUCCCUGUCAUCCGCCACCGCCCCGACCCUGGCUCCAUCUACCGCAGCCCCCAGGUUUGCGAGAAGCUCCGGCCCGAUAUGGACGCUGAUAAUUCCUCCGCCGAUGCGAUAUCAACCAUUUGGAAACACUCUUACAAAGGCGGCGAGUGGAGACCAUGCCUUAACAAGUCUUCUGGAGCCUUACCUGAAUCAAAUGGUUAUAUAUAUGUUGAAGCAAAUGGCGGCCUGAAUCAGCAGAGGUCAUCGAUAUGUAAUGCAGUCGCUGUUGCAGGCUUUCUUAAUGCAACCCUUGUAAUUCCUAAUUUUCAUUAUCACAGCAUUUGGAGAGAUCCCAGCAAAUUUGGGGACAUUUAUGAUGAAGACUAUUUCAUUAGUUCCUUGGAGAAUGUUGUAAAGAUUGUUGAUAAGAUCCCGGAGUAUAUGAUGGAAAGAUUUGGCAGCAAUAUGACCAAUGUGUACAAUUUCAGAGUUAAAGCAUGGUCGCCAAUUCGUUAUUACAGGGAUGUUGUCCUCCCAAAGCUACUUGAAGAAAAGGUUAUAAGGAUUUCUCCUUUUGCAAAUCGGCUGUCAUUUGAUGCACCGCCCUCUGUUCAACGGCUUAGAUGCUUGGCAAAUUAUGAGGCGUUGAGAUUUUCAAACCUUAUACGUACUUUGGGGGAGUCAUUGGUGGCAAAAAUGAAGGAGCGGAGUGCAAAGUAUGGUGGAAAAUAUGUAUCUGUUCAUCUUCGUUUUGAGGAGGAUAUGGUUGCUUUCUCUUGCUGUAUAUUUGAUGGUGGAGAGCAAGAAAAGAUAGACAUGAACGCUGCCAGGGAAAAGGGUUGGCGCGGGAAAUUCACCAAACCUGGUCGAGUCAUACGUCCGGGAACGAUUAGGUUAAAUGGGAAAUGCCCUCUCACUCCUCUAGAGGUUGGGUUGAUGCUUAGGGGAAUGGGCUUCGAUAAAAACACGUCAAUUUAUUUGGCAUCUGGGAAGAUUUACAAUUCUGAGAAAACAAUGGCGCCGCUACUAGAAAUGUUCCCCAAUCUGCAAACGAAAGAGACACUCCUAUCCGAAGAGGAACUUGCACCAUUUAAGAAUUACUCUUCCAGGAUGGCUGCUAUAGACUACACAGUUUGUCUUCAUAGCGAGGUUUUUGUGACAACUCAAGGUGGAAAUUUUCCUCAGAUUCUUAUGGGUCAUAGGAGGUAUUUGUAUGGUGGGCAUUCUAAGACCAUAAGGCCAGACAAACGGAAGUUGGCAUUGAUAUUUGACAAUCCUAAUAUCGGGUGGAAAAACUUUAAGCGCCAAAUGCUGAGCAUGCGAUCUCAUAGUGAUUUCAAGGGGUUCGAGCUGAAAAGACCGAGUGAUUCCAUAUAUACAUUCCCCUGCCCUGACUGCAUGUGCCGUGCAAACAAAACUGAGACCCCAAAAUCUCCACCAGCCACUUGACUUUUACUUGGGGGAAAUAAGAGAGGUUGAUCUGUGUUCCUUCUGUAGCUACAGUUCUGUGAGCAAGCACUGCUGGUCUCUAAACACACCUUCCUCAGUUGUAUUCUUUCAUUCUUUGGGCCGAUGCCGGAGAUUGUGAUGAUGAUUUUGCUGGCGGGCACUAUUGAAGACAAAUACUUUCCUGGGACUUGGUCGGAUGCUAGUGGAACCUCUCUGCACAUGAUCAUACUGCAGAGAGGCUGAUGUUCUGCAAGGUCUUGGAGUUAGCCGAGAAUUUCUCACUGAUGUUUUUCCUUUCCUUCUUCGGUUUUGGUUCGUAGAGUUGUACAUUGCUUGGGGACUCCUAGUUAGACAGUGAGGAGAAAAGCGGUAACCCAUUGAUUUGUACAUUUUGACAGGAAUCACGAUCACAUCUUUGGUCAUACUCCCAUCAAUAGUCUAAUUGCUUUUGGAUAUGAAAGGACUAGUGGAUAAUCA